AUGGCAUCCUUCCAGCCAGUGUUCUUGUGUGCUUUGGUACUGCGAGCACUGCGGUUUUGUAUAGCAGAUGAUAGCCAAGGCUCUCUCCCCUCGCUAAGGGUGAACAAAGACGCAUCUGGUCUUUACUACAUCAACGCAUCUGUAGGUACCCCAGGCCAAAUGCAAAUGCUUCGAGUGGACGUCGUGCAGCCAUACACGUGGCUCCUUGCUAAGCAAUUCGGGUCAGUACUCUUUGAAGAGGAGGGCGUCGCCGAAGGCUCUACGUUUUACAAUUCAGACGACAGUUCAACCGCGCUUAACAUCUCAAAUGGCCAAAUUUCCGAGUUCGCAUUCAUGGACCGCAUCUCCUUCAAUAGUUCCGCUUACAGCGACACUCUGGAACUUGUGUCGGUAGACCAGAUCGGUACUUCAAGCUCAAGCGAAGCGAGUAACGGUACGGUGAAUUGGCGCACUAACUCGAGUUCUCUGUGGUUCCAAGAUUAUGCGUUCUUUGGUGCCACCGAGGCGACGUAUGGUUUACUACAAGGAGCCCUAGGGCUAGGUGGGAAAAUCAAUUAUCCUGGCAAUGUCGUCGACUCCUCUCAGUACAAUAGGUCGUACUACUUCUUGGAUCAGAUGGCCUCUAACGGUUUGAUCAACUCGUCUUCUUACUCGCUUUGGAUGGGAGGAGAUACCGUCAAUCCGAUAAGCUUUUUCGAGGGUCUUGAAAAUUGUGGUAAACUUAUCCUGGGCGGAGUCGACCGCUCCCUAUACACUGGCGAUUUCGUCAAGUUCGAUACUUUGCCAUUCGUGAACAGUUCCAGUGGGUUUUCUUCUAGGGGCUACCCAAUUAUCCCGCUUAACAAAGUCAGUGUGCGCAACAGCGCUGGUCAUGUUCUAAAUUUAACCUCCGAUUACUUUUUAGAGCCCGUUCUGCUUGAUUCCCGAUACCGCUACAGUUUCCUGCCUCUAAGCUUGAUCAUUCAGAUCGCUGUACAAGCGAAUGCGUAUUACGUCGAGUCUUUGGACCGUUGGCUUCUGGCUUGUGAUGUGGCUUCGAUGGACGCCUCCAUCCUUUUCCAGUUUGGAAAUUUAAUUAUCAACGUCCCUCUGAGGGACCUGAUGGGUCCAACAUACGACCCUGCCACUAACGACAGCUUACAUUUCUCUAACUCACAACCCGCAUGCGAGCUGCGUUUGCUGCCGGAGACGAACAUCGGCUUGAGCAUUCUUGGCGGAUCGUUUAUCAAAAACGUAUAUCUGGCGGCCGAGCUCGAGAGUCACCAAAUCGCAUUGGCGCAGGCCUCUACACUGCCGAGAAUCACAACUGAAACCACAUCAUCCACAUCCUCCACGUCAACGUCGCUGUCAUCGCACACAUCUUUCAGCGAUGCGAGUUUCUAUACCAGCGGCCAAUCACAUAUUGAACACCGGGCUGUGUCCACUGCUGAAGACGCAUCUGCCAUCAAAUCGGGCGUAAUUCCCUUCGCCACAAGCAAUAACUACUCGUCUUAUGAGACUUUAGUUCUAUAUGCGUCCACUGCGGAGCCAGCCGCUAGUUGCAGCUUAGUGAACCAGUUUACAGCCACAAUUUCAUCUGACGGCGUCAUUUUCACUGGGAAAGUCCUAUACAACACAAGCUACACAACUGGUACCACAUCGACAUUUAGCCGACGCAGACAUCAUAACAGUGCCAUCAAGACCGCCUCCUUGAGCUCUCGCACAUGGAAUAAAACAUGCGCCUAUCUGACGCUGAUCCCACUGGUAAUAACAGCGACAAUGGUGCUAUCAAUCUGA
Molecule: messenger RNA, 1776 nt
Organism: Lachancea meyersii CBS 8951
Lineage: Eukaryota; Fungi; Ascomycota; Saccharomycetes; Saccharomycetales; Saccharomycetaceae
Source: the annotation of a GenBank genome assembly